Messenger RNA from Brassica rapa (field mustard), 3565 nucleotides. Its product is annotated as condensin-2 complex subunit H2. Gene Ontology annotation, cellular component: condensin complex; nucleus. Gene Ontology annotation, biological process: meiotic chromosome condensation; mitotic sister chromatid separation. Lineage: Eukaryota; Viridiplantae; Streptophyta; Magnoliopsida; Brassicales; Brassicaceae. The record is from RefSeq and is a predicted model, not a curated record. Gene Ontology annotation, molecular function: chromatin binding.
GAAAUGAAUGCUUCCUAAUAUAAAAUUAUAUCAGGCCACCUCAUCUAUCAUAUAUAUAUAUAUAAUAAAUGAAUCAAAGAACAUGGAGAUUAGACUGAUCAGUCGAGCUACGGAGAAACUUUAUUUAGUUGAUUUUUUUGUCAAGUUAAUUUUUGUUUGGAAAUAGUAUAUUAGUAUGUAGCUGGUUUAUGGGAUUUUGUUAAUCUAAUAGUAUAAGCUAACAAGUAUUGAUCGAUUUAUGAAACUUUUCCCUUACAUAAUAUCUGGUCAUGUAUUUUGUGCAUGAAAUAUCUUAACUCUAGUCUAUUACUCGUACCAGCCAAGUGCAAAGUAAACAUUUCACUUUCUUGUGUAGUCAUCUUGUGAAUCACCGUAAUUAUUGAAUUAUCUUACCAUCAUAAUUAUUCAAAUUACAGAUAAUGCAGUUAGCAUAAUCAUGAACGUAUGCAAAAAAAAAAAUAGACAAAAAUAAAAUCAUUAUUCAUAUAGAUCGAUUUGCAAGCUGUAAUCAACUAACUCCUCUACAAAUUAGCAAACAAUGUGCAAAAUUAAAGGUAAUUGAAUUAUGGAUACACAAUAACUUAACUACAAACACAUUUUUAUCAUUAUAACAUUGUUAUAUACCGUUAGAAAUUUUAUAAAUCAAUAAACACAUCAAAUUAAUAAAUUUUGCCGGUUUCGAGUUAGUUCUGAGAAAAAUCGAUAAAAUAAUAAGAUAAUAAAAUUUAAAAAAUUCUAUAUAAAUACAUGGUUACAUAAAUCAUUAAUAAUAAACUUAAUUACGUGAAAAGCUAUAUCAUAUGAAUACCGUACUAUAUAUUAGAUUAAUAAAUAUGAGCCGAAAAUUGAGAGGUCUGAGACGGGAAAAGCCCAACAAAUGAGUUAAGCCCAACAGUAUUUGGCCUUUUAUGAAAAGCGGGAAAACAUCGAGAAGUCAAAAUAUUUCGGAUCUCUCACUUUCCCCCAAACACUCUGUCUCUAUCUCACUCUCGCAGAUUGGUUCCUUCUCUCUUUAAGUAAAUCACUUGAAUUCUCUCGAGUUGGAUCCUUACGCCCCUCCGCCUCCCAGAAAAUUUCUCAAAUUUCAAUUGAAACUCUCUGAUUUGCGUUGAAGUUCCCAAUUCACUAUUUCUAGGGUUUCUCCCCCUUUCUCGGGGGUUUACGAUUAAGGGUAUGAAUCACCCCAUCUCUCACUUCAGAAGCUUAAGCUCCGAUCGUCUCUACAGUAAAUGACGAGUCACGGCGGGGAGAGGAUUCACACGGUACAGCCGGAGAGAGAUUUGGUGGCGAAUUGGGAAGUUGAUUUAUCGGAGAAGCUAGAAGAGUACCUCCUCAAGAUAUGUACCGGAGAAAUCACCGGAAACGAAGAAGAAGAUGGGAAGAUUCCUGUUAAUUUCGCCGAAGCUGCUUUGUUGCUUCAGGGUUCGGUUCAGGUUUACAGCAAGAAAGUUGAGUACUUGUACAAUUUGGUCUUACGUACUUUGGAGUUUCUAUCCAAGCAAAGAGACCAGGAAGAGUCCAACGGUACAUCAAACGAGGCUGAGGCAAGCUCCUCUCGUCAGGUUGAUGAAGAAGAAAAUGAUCUCUUCUGGAACGUGGAUGACAUCCCAGUUGAUGCAAAGAAUAGCUUGGACAACUCGGUUGGCGGAGAUUCAUGUCCAAAUCAGUUUGUUAAGCCUCCAGCAAAUCUUGUUGUUCUUGAAGGUGACUGCUUGGAUACUAGUGGUGACGGAGGAGAGCUGGAAUCUUAUCUGUUAGCAACUACACAUCUCUACCGGGAUUUUAUUCUAUUAGACCCAUGUGAUGCUGUAGCGGUAAAUGAUUUUUUAGGUGAUGAUAACUAUGCUGGUAAAAGAAGGAACAGUGCUCGCAGAGGCAGCUCAGCUCGUAAAAGUUUUCACUCACCAGUAGGACGUUCUGGAGGAAGUGCUCGUAGAUCAUCCCUAGGAAAGAAUCAGGGCACCAGUUUCAACCAGACACCAGUAAAUGGGAAUGGUCCCGAUGCUCAAAACUAUGACCAAGAGUCUCAACCUCCUCCUGACUUUGGAGACAAUGAUCAUGGCUUUGACAUGGAUAAUGACCAUGGAGGAACCAUGGAUUUGAGUGAUACAGAUGCUGAUGAAGAUGAUCCCUGGAAGCCAUUGAAUCCCUAUGAACCAGGGAAGUUGAAAGUGAAGCCUUUUAAAAAAGUAAAAACUUUAAGAAAGUUUGGAGGUAGCAUUACCAAGGACCAUAUUACUUCCAUGUUUCCUCUUGCUAGACCCAACGGUCCCAUUAGUACAGAGCUCAGCGGAAUUUGGGAGAAGCGCCGUCCUUCUAGUAACAAUGAGAGAGAACCACAAGACAUUCCCUAUUACGAGAAGCUUCGAGCAUCGCUUGUGAAUGGAGGAAACCAACCUACUGAUGCUAACGGCAAUCAGAAGGAGGGCUUUAAGGAUAACAAUGAUGAAGCUAAUUAUGGCGACUUCCAUGAUUUUGGAGAGCAUGGUGGUGAUGAUCAUGAACAUGCGUUCAUGGAUGAAGAUGGUCCAGACAUGAAUGAUGAUGGAGCUGCAGAUUUCCCCAACUACGAUGGGUUUGGAAACGACGACUCGCAUUGUCAAGAAAGCUUGGAAGAUCUUUGUCGCUCACACCUGGAUGCUCUUCUUGCUAACAUAGCUAAAAGUGAGAAGCAGACAGAUCUAGCUGCUCGAGUUUCAACUUGGAAACAGAAAAUCGAGCUAAACCUAGAAGAACAAGAGCUGCACCCUCCUUUUGACAUUCAAGAAUAUGGAGAAAGGAUUGUCAGCAAACUGACUGUUGAAGAGAGCCGAGACGUUGAGACCUUUACGGAUCUCAUGAAAGACCAAGAAAAACACGAUGUAGCCCGGGCUUUCUCCGCGCUUCUCCAGUUGGUGAACAAUGGAGACGUUGAGCUGGAGAAACCUGGGAACUCGGUAGGCGAACCAGUGUGUUAUACGGCGGUUAAUCCUUUCAGCGUUCGGUUACUCAGUGAUCGUAACAGAAAGGCUGAGAAAAAUGCAAUGCAUUUACCUCGGAAACGAGAAAAAUCCCCCACAGCCAAAGGCAAAUCUCCAGAGUCACCACCAUCAAAGAAGGCAAACAACACAUGUUCUGUCUCAAGCAAAGAGACUAGGAAAGUGUCCUUAAAGAUAUCAAAGAUCAACAAUGUCGGCACUAAGUGCACACGGAAGAGCAAGAAGAGAUGAAAAAGUUUAAUCUGAUGAGGUAGUAGGCGAGGUAACUGAUGUUUUCUUCAGUCGAACACUGAGGGGAAUAUUGUAAAGCUAAAAUGGUUAAUGGCUCCACAAGUUAGAUUAUAGGUGUUGGAUUUUUAUCAGACAGUUAGGAAACUCUGUAACUGUGAGUUAUGUAUAAUGACGGCUUUGUCUGAAGUAGUAGCAGCCAUCAUCAGCCUAUGCAGUUGUAAUAACAAUCAAAUACCACUUUUGAUGAUCUUUUUAACAUAUUAGAGGGUGAUUUUGGAAUUUCUUUAAGAUUUGGAUUGUAGUUCAUAAAGUGAUAUCCUUUUUAUCUCAAGGGAAUAAGAAUCAUGUUGUUCAUA